GGGGGUUUGGAGCAAAGCGGUUUGGUUAUUCGUUGGGGAGGUCCGUGCACUUAGCUCCUGGACUGCGGCUCUCCCUUGGGCAGCAGGAGCGGCGUCACGGACUAAGAAGCGGCCUAAAACUUCGGCGUCGAGUGAAAGAAAAUGGCCCGAACCAAGCAGACUGCUCGCAAAUCCACGGGUGGGAAAGCGCCCCGCAAACAGCUGGCCACUAAAGCUGCCAGGAAAAGCGCCCCCUCUACCGGCGGGGUGAAGAAGCCCCAUCGCUACAGGCCCGGGACCGUUGCGCUUCGAGAAAUCCGUCGUUACCAGAAAUCGACCGAGCUUCUGAUCCGGAAGCUGCCUUUCCAGAGGUUGGUGAGGGAGAUCGCCCAGGAUUUCAAAACGGACCUGAGGUUUCAGAGUGCAGCCAUCGGAGCGCUGCAGGAGGCUAGCGAAGCGUACCUGGUGGGGUUAUUUGAAGAUACUAAUCUGUGUGCCAUCCACGCUAAGAGAGUCACCAUCAUGCCCAAAGACAUCCAGUUGGCUCGCCGGAUACGGGGAGAGAGAGCUUAAGGAAAGGCAGUUUUUACGGUGUUUUGUAGUAAAUUCUGUAAAAUACUUUGGUUUAAUUUGUGACUUUUUUUGUAAGAAAUUGUUUAUAAUAUGUUGCAUUUGUACUUAAGUCAUUCCAUCUUUCACUCAGGAUGAAUGCGCAAAGUGACUGUUCACAGACCUCAGUGGUGUGAGCACUGUUGCUCAGGAGUGACAAGUUGCUAAUAUGCAGAAGGGAUGGGUGAUAUUUCUUGCUUCUCAUGAUGCAUGUUUCUGUAUGUUAAUGACUUGUUGGGUAGUUAUUAAGGUACUAGAAUUGAUAAAUGUGUACAGGGUCCUUUUGCAAUAAAACUGGUUAUGACUUGAUCCAAGUGUUUAACAAUUGGGGCUGUUAAGUCUGACCAUGCAUCACUGUGAUAGAAUGUGGGCUUUUUCAAGGGUGAAGAUACAAGUCUUAACCACAGUGUAAUAACUUACAGUUUCCUAAAAAAAAAAAAAAAAAAAGUAAACCUGGCAGCUAUAGAAUACACUAUGUGCAUUUAUAAUAGCUAUUUUAUAUAUUGUAGUGUCAACAUUUUUAAAUUAAAUGUUUUACAUUCACAUGUGGGGAGUCUUGUCAUUAAGGUGUGUGUAAUUUAGGGUCCAGUUGGUGUUCUAACUAGACUGCACUUGUUUUCAUAGUAGUAAAAUGCUUUGCAAAUAACACCUUGCAUAAGUCCUCAUUCUACCACAUGUGAACUAACCCUCUAGCUGAUAAUGCAAACACUAUCGGGGGAUUUUAUUUAUAAGGGCUCUGGAAUACAAUACAAGUUAUCACACCAGCAUCACCUGUUACUAAUAUUCUGACUAGUCAUGGUUAGUGCAGCUUUUAUUUGUGUUGUGGUUGGUUUCAUAACUAGGUUGAGUUCUUCCUCUACCAAGAGGAAACAAGACCCGAGUUCUUUUCCUUGUGGAGUUUGUAUUAUAACCCUUAGCGUGAACUUGCUGUGGGGAGGGAGGGGCACUUUAGCUCCAGCUUGUGGAAUCUCGGCCAGUUAAGAUGGCGGCCAGUUAGCUUACAUCUGGUAUAUGGUCCUGGGGAAAUCACUUUAUAGAGCUGGUCUUCCAAGUGGUUUUUAAAAUUUAUCCUUCUAUUGAAGUUUUUAGGUCAAUUAUGUAUGUUGACUAAAUUUACAAAUAAACUUGUUUAUCCAA
This is a messenger RNA of Eptesicus fuscus (big brown bat), 1725 nucleotides long. Its product is annotated as histone H3.3A. Lineage: Eukaryota; Metazoa; Chordata; Mammalia; Chiroptera; Vespertilionidae. The transcript has 4 exons. Bases 142 to 552 code for a protein of 136 amino acids. Gene Ontology annotation, molecular function: protein heterodimerization activity; structural constituent of chromatin; DNA binding. The record is from RefSeq and is a predicted model, not a curated record. Gene Ontology annotation, cellular component: nucleosome.